AACAAAUUCGUUGUUUUUUUCGUGGUUUUUCGCGCGCCACGGCCGAAAAAGCCGAGGCGUCGUGAAUUUCGCUUGAUUCUGACUCCGGACGUGUCCUCCGAGUACACAAACAACGUUUAUAAUAACUACUGUAAAUAGAGAGUGUAUAUAGUGUGAUAGGUGAGUGAUAUAGGUGUGUGGGAUUUUAGUUGGCAAUGAGUUCAAGCAACAAAUCGGUGUCCUCCGGUGGGAAGGGCACCAACAAAAACAAAUCUUCACAACAACAUGGGAAAUCAGAUCAUCAAACUAAAUCAUCGGAUUCUACAAAACAUGAAAAGGCACAGCCAAAUGCUGUUCAGAUGCGGCAUGCACAAAUUAUUGACACUAGAAUGGGCAGUGGCGAAGAUCCUAUCUUAAAAGAACGUAUAAAGCAAGUUAUGGACAUGACUAGACGCUCCGAAGACGAAGUUGUCAUGGCUUUGCAUGAUAGCGAUGGGGACUUGGACCGUGCUGUUAAUGAUCUUUUGGAAGGUGUGAAAACGGAAUGGGAAGUAAAAAAGAAAAAGCCUCGUCAACCUAGUGGUUCCAAACAAAAUAUGGAUACUUCUGCUGGCCAGGACGAAGGUGGUGAUUGGGAUGAAAGACGUAAUCAACGAGGGGGUGGCCCUCCGCGUAUGCGGGGACGUGUUAAUCAUGAUAAUCGUGGAUGGCGGGGACGAGAAAAUAAAGAGAACGAAAGAAAUAUGGAGCAUGGUGUUCGCGAUGGCAGCUAUAGCGGUAAUAGAAGAGGAAGAGGUGGGCCCGGUAGACCUGGUCGAGGAGGACGCGGUGGAGGGAAAGGUCUUGGUCCGCGAACAUUUGCCAAUCGUAAUGAUCCAUCAUCAACUUCAUCGCCUCAUAAUUUUAAUCGAUCAAUUGAAACAUGGACAGGUAAUGAUGAACAGCAACAAACUGUCCAGGAACCAAAGAUGGAUGCAUGGAAUAAUUUGGAUUCUACAGAAGACUGGGAAAACGAAGAAUAUACAGGUUCAUUGGCAGAUACGAAAGUUUUUACGCCGAGUACUUUUGUAGCAGAAGCUCCAUCUUCCAUAGAAGAAUCAAAAACUCAAGAUCUGCAAUCCGUGCAGUCUAAUCAAAAUGUAAAUUUGUCAUUACUACAACAGGAAGAAUUACCAAAAUUAUCAGAAAUACCUCCGAUACAGCAACAGACUUUAAUUCAACAAUCACAACAACAACCUGUACUGAAUUUACCUACGAUGCAACUAUCACAGCAACCAAAUGCUAUCAGUGGUGGAGUAUUAACAGCUGCACAGACUCAGUAUUUAACCCAACUUACCCAACAAACAAGUGAAAAUUUAAAAGCUGCUGGACAAACAACAUUCUCAUCGUCGAUAUCCAGUCAGCCUCAAAGACCAGCAAAACAACGUCCACGAGUACCACCGCCAUCAAAAAUCCCAUCUAGUGCUGUAGAAAUGCCAGGAGACGCUGUAAAUAGCGGCAUUGGAUUUCUUGAUGUCCAAUUUGGUGCGCUAGAAUUUAGUAGCGAUUCAAGCUCCCUUGAUGGUUCUGCGAAUGAAAAAUUCAAUUCAGCUAGUAGUACAAUUCCUGGUGUGGAUGUAUCUUCUGCCACAAAUGCUGUAAACACUGCCAAUACAAAUAAGUCUCUGGACAUCGAAACAACACAAACAUCAACAACACCUUUCAGUACUACUUCUCAAAUUUUAUCAAAUAGUGACAAUUUACCAGUGUCGAGUGAACAUUCAAUAAACGCUCAAAGCUUUACUUCUCGCGGUAGCAGUACUGGACAAAAUUUAGAUAUAACAAAACAAGAUUUUACCUCGCAAGUCUCGCCAGGAAAUGCACCAACAUACGGUACAACAACAAAUUACCAGACCCAAAAGUCAUCAUUUCAAACACCUGCUGCAACACCAAGCACUUAUAAUGCAUAUUCUACAAAUGCUCAAUCGGCUCAAUCGUCCUUCCAAACAGUAUCUGGCACUAGUGCCAAUAGCUAUUCUUCAACAGCGACUGUUUCACAAGCAAGUUACAAUUCUUCGUCGUCAUUUCCUCAAUCCAAUACAUCAACCUUUAGUCAAGCAUCUCCUUCUGCGCCUGUGUCUGCAACUUCAGGUUACAAUCAACCAACAACUACUAAUCAGGUUUAUCAAUCUGCGAGCGGAUAUGUACCUGCUACUACAUCACAAUAUCAAACACAGGCUGUAGCCACGAAUACUGUAUCGAACAGUAGUUCAGGAUAUCAAACAAGUGGUUAUCAGGGAUCAUCUUCAUUUCAAUCGACUCCGCAAGCUUAUCAACCAUCUGCUACUACAUUCACUUCACCUAUUACACAGACUUCUGAAGCUUACCAAAGCGCGGCACAGUCUGCAUACGCUAGUGCGUAUGGCACAUACGCCAGUCAACCGCAAACGGCAUCCCAUAAUCAUAAAUUGAACAGUAAUGCGACGAAAGAUUCUCAAUACGAUAGUAACACGACGACAUCAAAUAGUUCGCUUGCAACUACUACGGCGACUACAUUGGGUCUUAGCUCUGCCUCCGUAAAUAGUUCACAAACUAAAGUAACUAAUUCUAAUGCGGUACCGAAAAGUACAACGAGUGGUGUAGUGACGGGUAGUACUGGUACUGGAAAUAUGGCAGGCGGUGGUGCAGCUGGCAGUAUUGCACCUAUGCUAAGCCAUCAAUAUAUCGUGGGCCAAAGUGUACCUUAUGCGUUUCAACAACAAAUGUACGGUUACGAAGAAUUGCAGCUUAUGCAACAAAGAAUACAACACAUGCCAACUACUGGUUACUAUGACGCGGCCUUGGGCUAUCAGACAACUGGCCCUGCUACCAAUCUCGGUGGAGGACGAGGAGAUGCACUUCCCGGUGUGCAAGGUGUUCAAGGAGUACAGGGUGUUCAGGGAGCCUAUACCAGUAUUAAUGAUGCCAGGUUUGCCAGAAACGACAGCAAUGCAUCUCCAGUUCCAUCUACUAUGUCGCAACAGACUGCUACGCAGCAUCAGCAAACAUUGAUAAAUCCGCUUCAUCCGACGUAUGCAUACUUUACAUAUGGCGGUGGAAUAAUGCCUGGCGGUUUUCAGUAUGGAACCCCUACUGCCAUUUAUUCUCAGAUAACCCCUGCUGGUAAUGCGGGCACGAAUAGCGGUGCAUAUAAUGCUAAACCUGGAAGUUACGAAUCUGGAUAUGGUGCUGGUGCAAGCUACGAUGCUUUAGCGUCUGCUGGCCCCUCGGCUGAUUACAAAGGUGCAGGGAGCAGUUACACCAGUACACAAACUGGUAAAACCGGAACAUCUACCGGAAAUACUAAUACUGGUGGAUCGUCUGCAACUGACAUAAGCGCGACUAUGUAUGUAAAGAGUCAUGUAGCGCUUAAUAAAGUAAACUCCUAUGACAAACAAACUUUUCACUCAGCAACUCCUUCACCAUUUAGUCUUACUAGUAAUCAAAACGCUGGUUUGCCUAAUACAUACGGAACACCGCAUUUGUUUAUCCCAACUAUACCCCAUCAAUUGCAUCAGCCACUUCAUCAAGAUGGCGGUAGCAGCACAGGCCAAAGGUCCAAUACAAGUUCCCAAAACAAAGCCCAAGCAAAACCAGGAUAUAGUCCUAGUUACUGGACUGGAAGCAAUUAAAAAAUGUUGGACUAUGCAAGGGAAAAUAGAGGAGAGAACACCAUUUUAGAUAAAAUACAAUUUCGCCAUUGUGAGACACGGUGGUGUGAGAUAUAGACAUUGACAUAAAUGACAUAAAAGGACACGAGAUAAGUCGUUUUUUGGUGAAACUAAACGAUUCUGGUACGACACGAGUUAAUAUAAAACGAAAGAUGAAUCUUAUAACGUGGAAGGAUUAAGCAAUUUUGACCGAUUUUACGUUUAAUAGAAUGAAUAUUUCUUUUUGCAUAAAUCUCAUGCAGAAAUUAGUUUAAAAAGUUAUACUUAUUUUAAUUAGCCUUAUUCAUUUCUUUCCUUUUUAUAAUAUUUCGAAAUAUUCUGUUGAAUUAUAAAAAUCCUUUAACGUGUUAUCUUGCUUAUAAUACUACAUAAUUCUUUAAUUACAAUAGAAAGUUUUUAGUGUGUAUAAUGCAGUAUAUAUGUUUCUGUAAAAUACAAUGUAUUUUUCGUAAAGCAAAGCAUGGUACACACGAAGUAAAAAAAAAGAUAAUCAUAUGCAACAUGAAAAAUUGCAUAGUUCUUCCAAAUGCGAGGCGCACUCGUGCCAAAUAAACUUAUAGCGUUUGUAACGUGUAAAACCGUGGAACGCAUGAUCGUACAUAUUUGUCAAGAUGAUGAAGACAAACAGAAUUUAUGUGGUAUGUUGAAACAUUAUGAAAAUCAAGAUUUGUGAGUAGCAUAACUCUCGUGUGAAAUACUGGAAAGAUGAUCUAGAAGAGUAAUUGACUGUUAAAUCUACUCCCGAUCUCCUAUCUGUAUACUACUGUGCAAUUGCGAAUAUACUGCAUCGACUGCAAAGGGUGAUAGUUUUUUUGUAUAAUGUAGGCAUCUCGGCUCACUAACAUCUAAAGUGCUUCUUUACAUAAAAACAAAGCACCUCGUUCGUGAUGAAACGUAAAACUAUACUAUUGUAAAUUACGAUAAUUGUAUGUAUUUAACCAUGGAACUUCAGGUAUAUAAAGUUAUAAUCAUCAUAAUGUUGUCACUUUUGGUAUUUAAAACGAGUGUAUAUUUGCACUAGUUUCGCAAUCUUGCGCGCACCCACAUAUACAUAUAUUUGAUUUGGUCGCUUUACAUUUUUUUUAGUUACCAGAACUUAUCAACGUUAUAUUUUAUUAACAAAAAGCUACUAAACCAAAAAGAAGAUACCGUCGCCCCAUGUUUUCAAAGAAUGUUUAGUUAAAAAUGAGAACGGUACUUGGUUAAUAUAUCUUAUGUUUAGGAAAGCGGCAUUGCAGAUUAAAUAGCACCACAAAUAGUAUGGAAACAAGAAGAAUUCAAUAAUUUUCUUGUGGUGUCUUGAAUAAAAUUCAAAUAAAUAGAGUUCAAACGUUUUUUGCAGAGCUCCUCAUAUAACUAUUUACGAUAUUUUCAAACUGUAAGUUAUAUUAUCGAAAACGUACAUUAUUUUAUUCUUAUUCAUACAUUAACUCUUAUUAAUAGCCCUAUAUCAUCAAUAUAAUUUAUCGUUUAUAAAUGUCUCACUUUAAUUUAACAGUGACUAAAAGUUUUUGUUUUCAAAGUAUUGUUUAUCUCUUUCAAAUUAAUUGAUUUUUUUGAAUUAUCAAGGUACUUUUAAAUACGAUACGUUUGAAAAUGGAUAAAUGAUUCUUUAAUCGAUAGAUAAUUUAUAAUUAUUACCGAAUAGUUAUUACAGCAUUAAAAUAACUAACUUUUUGGAGUUUACUAUGUAAGGAAGUUCUUCAAAAGAGAAUUAAGACACGUACUAUGACAUUCUAUUUGAUGUUUACAAGAUGUAUAGUCCAAAUAAUAAUCUUAUGUGGCUCGCCGUAAGUUCAAUUUCUUUUUUUUACUUUUUCGCUUCUGAUUCGUACUCAUUUCUAGGAUCUGCUUAAAAACUGUAAUAUUUGUUAAUACAUAAAUAAAAAUGAAUUUUAGUUGAUCAAAGUAAGAGUAUUAAGUAAGUUUAAUUGUCGAAUAAAAAUUUGAAGAAAACAUGCAUACAAAUCUUAGUUGAGAAUAUGACUAAAACCAAUCUCUCUCUGUCUGGAUUUUUUAAUAAAUUUGAUAUUAACGUAAUUCCGAAAGAAAUGUCGAUGUUAGCGUACUGAUACUGACUAUUUACCACGACUUGGAUCCUUUUCAUUAGAUUAUAAUGGAUAAAAAAAAAAAAAAUGAAUGCAAUUGUCGAUUCCGUCUGGUAAAAGAACAUCUGUGCUGUUACAUCAUUUACAUUGAUUAGAAACGUACUGUACAGUUAUAAAGUAAUCGGAAAGAAGUAACACAUCAAUCAACACAUGUCAUUUUAGAAAUAUACUUUACAUUUUUGCAUUGUGGAUAGUAAUCAUUGCAAAUGAUUUCUUUUGUGAAAAAUGUAUGAACACAAAUAUAAAACAAAGCGUUUCCAAGAGGUGCUGUUAAACUCUUUAUGACUUGGUAUGUGUACCAUACUAGGGGGAAAAAAAUUAAUUUUCCGUAAAUGAUCAAUCGAUCAUCGAAACUUCAUCGAGUACUGCUGCUAUGAGGAAGAAGUAUAUAAUUGUAAGUAAAGUCUUGUUAGCAAUUGCAUAUAUAAAUAUAUAAAAAUUUGAAUGACAGCGGUAUGGAUAGGAUACAUUCGAAAAUCAUGGGAGACCAAAUGUAGAGUAGUUGUCCUAAAAAAAAAAAAAAGAAAAAGAAAAUGUAAAUCUGUAAUCAUAAAUUUUCGAGAAACAUGAUCGAUUUUAUCUUCGUCAUAAUGAUACCCGGAUACAGAUUAUUCGUUCAUAUUAACGACAGAAUGUUCUGGAAAUUUAAUAUGUACUGCUACAAAUUUAACAACUAUUGUUCUUUAAGAAAAACAAAUUGUAUAAAUAUACACACGAUUUUUAAUGAUUGUCAACUAUGUUACAAUUUAAAUACAUUGAGAAAGUAUUUGUUAAAAUUAAAAUUUAAAUACUAAAUAUGGCCUCGAUUUAUUUAAGAUCACUUAUUCAUUGCAAAUAAAUAGCUGAAAUUUAUUAACUUGUAUUUUAAGUAAAUGUUAGACAUAUUUCUGUUAGGUUUUAGAUAUGUUACUUGAAUAGAGAAGAAAACUGUUUUUAGUCAAGAAAUCGAAGUGUUAAAUUAUAAUUGUUUGUCGAUCGUCUCAAAUCGAAAGUAUAUUUACACGAUUUAGAUUAGUUUCAUUAAUAUCUUUAAUGGAUCGGUGAAUUUGUAUAAAAGAUAUUUUGGAACACCUUGGGACAUCUUUACGCAUUAAGACGAUAUAUAUACGUAUAUAAACACACGCAUAAAACAUUCAAGUGAUUGGUAAUAACUAAGAAAAUAAAACUACUUUCUUGUUUUAUGUCAGCAUAUAUUUUAGAAUAUUUCGCACUCCCUAUGCUCAAAUGAGCUUAAGGGCAAGGAUAUUAAAUGUAAUGUGUAAUGGGAAAUACAAAACGAAUGCAAAAUAUUUUACGAAAAGUCGAGAUACGAAUGAAACGUAAAAUUCAGAUCAAGCAGUUUGUUCUCGUAAUUACACAUUAAUAAUUUUUGUAUUUUUGUCAAAUAUUAAUCUAU
Messenger RNA from Colletes gigas, 7172 nucleotides. It is a transcript of the gene lig, whose product is annotated as protein lingerer. The transcript has 15 exons. Lineage: Eukaryota; Metazoa; Arthropoda; Insecta; Hymenoptera; Colletidae. The record is from RefSeq and is a predicted model, not a curated record. The coding region runs from base 195 to 3629 and encodes 1144 amino acids. Gene Ontology annotation, molecular function: protein binding. Gene Ontology annotation, cellular component: cytoplasm; nucleus.